AUGUGGAAAGAAGGGAAUUUUGCGAAAUUAUUCCAAGGUUUUGCGGUCCUUCUUCAUUACACAAUUGUGCUGGUGGGCUUAACUGGUGUUUUUGGGGUCGGAGCUCUGUAUCUUCUCCUCCUAAAUCCACAGAUUUGGCCUCUUUUGGCGUUAUAUUUGGCGUGGGUGUUCGUAGAUUGGAGGACCCCUAGACAAGGUGGAAGAAAUGCCGCUGUCAUUAAUUUCAUUGGCGCCCUGUUUCCGCUCAGAUGUAUGCGAGAUUACUACCCUAUAACACUUGUGAAAACAGCUGACCUCGAUCCCGAAAGGAACUACAUUUUUGGUUAUCAUCCUCACGGAUUUAUGCCCGAUGGGUUGAUGAUCAGUUUUGGCACAAACCAGCUUGGUUUUGAGCAAACGUUCCCUGGCAUCUCACCGCAUAUUGGCAGCCAUUCCAGUAGGUUUUAUAUUUUUUGUAAAAAUGCGACCAUAUUAACCCUUCAAGCCAUACAAAUUUCUCCAGACUGGUCUCUAUACACAUAUAUUUCAUACGAAUUUCAUUUAAGUAUAUUAUAAAUAUCAUCUCAUAAUACAAUCAUUUAUAACAUAACGCCUAAAGGCAGUACAGUGCAGGUAUAUCCGUAACAAAACAUAACAAAGAAACUCAUGGUCAGUUCUCUGAAAUGCCAUCUCAAAGUUGAUACACUUUUACAGCAACUCCACUGAACUUAAAAUUUUAGCCUUAAUAAGUUCCUAUGUGGAGGGAACUUAAAAUGAAAAUUUUAGCCGAACAGGUUCUUAAAACCCAGGUUCUCAUAUGUGGGGUUUUACUGUAUUUGUUACUCCUCCCUGGACGGGAUGCUAGCCCAUCGCAGGGUUACCCCCGAGCAGUAUGUCGCCAGGGUGACGAGGGACAAUGUGGAGUAAAGUUCCUUGUCAAAGGAAACAAGGUGAUGGGUGAGGCUUAAUAAUUGAACCCAGGACCUCCAGAUCCAGAGUUCGAGGUGUUAACCACUCGGCCACACACGUCUCCUUUUUAAUGUAAACUGAACAGAAAAUGUUUGCAGCUGCUAGGAUGAUCCGCCUUCUAGGAUCUUUCUUCCUCCAUGUAAACAGUUCCUGUGUCUUCAGUAAAACAUUGUUAAACUGAAGUAAAAUGAUAUUUUAAGGUAGUCUUAAGAUUACGUAAAUAUGCUACACAGCCAUCGUGGAGAGGAGCAUUGCCUGUGUAGCAGACUAAAGAUUACGUAGCCACUAGAAAGGCAAAGUUAUUAAUAAAUCCACAGAAGAAUCACAUUCUUUUUUUGAUCCAUCCAGUGUUUUUUAUAGCACCACUAUAUCGUGAGAUUGCAAUGGGACUCAGACUUGUUGAUGCAGGAUCAGAGAGUUGUAGAUAUAUACUAACCCAGAUGGGUGCAGGGCACUCUAUUGCAUUAGUACCUGGAGGAGCUGCUGAGAUGCUGGAUUCAUGCUUAGGAGAUUACAUUCUUACUCUUAACAGACGCAAGCAAUUCGUCAAGAUGGCUUUGGAGACAGGGUACUAUAAUGCCCACCAUGCUUUCCCAUCAGUCUUGUUUCAUAAUUAUUUUAUCUACCCUGAUGAAUUGAUUUACUCCUUUAACUUGCUUGAGUUAAGAAAUCACAUAGGGCAUCGAAACAUGUACUUGAGCCUUUACGGUUUAAUGUUUUGGUUCUAGAAAGUAGCCUUGUUAGAAGGGUCUUCAAGGCUUAAAGUAAAGUACAGUAGUGGAAACUCAGACUCUUAACAGACACUCUUGUAGACAGAGAGCUGUACUUGCUUACAGGCACCUUCACAAAACCCCUGUUUCAACUCCCACACAAACUCUUCAUUUUGACCUUCCCAUAUAGGUGGACAUUCCUGCUUGUGGCCACAGACACAUUCACUUACAAGGACUUUACUGUUUGAAUUUUAACUGGAAUUUCUAAAGGGGUAGAGUAGUCUCCUUUGCAGCCGUUAUUAGGGUCAUCACGCAACGCUCCUCCCACUAACUUAGUGGGAAGGAGCAUUGCGUGAUGACCCUAAUAAUGGUUGUGAAGGAGACUAUACUGAGAGGGGAUCAGAGGGUGAUCAAACAAUGAUUAAACCCUUCCCAGGGAUAACGAUAAGCGAUGCAUGUNAUUCUUUUUUUGAUCCAUCCAGUGUUUUUUAUAGCACCACUAUAUCGUGAGAUUGCAAUGGGACUCAGACUUGUUGAUGCAGGAUCAGAGAGUUGUAGAUAUAUACUAACCCAGAUGGGUGCAGGGCACUCUAUUGCAUUAGUACCUGGAGGAGCUGCUGAGAUGCUGGAUUCAUGCUUAGGAGAUUACAUUCUUACUCUUAACAGACGCAAGCAAUUCGUCAAGAUGGCUUUGGAGACAGGGUACUAUAAUGCCCACCAUGCUUUCCCAUCAGUCUUGUUUCAUAAUUAUUUUAUCUACCCUGAUGAAUUGAUUUACUCCUUUAACUUGCUUGAGUUAAGAAAUCACAUAGGGCAUCGAAACAUGUACUUGAGCCUUUACGGUUUAAUGUUUUGGUUCUAGAAAGUAGCCUUGUUAGAAGGGUCUUCAAGGCUUAAAGUAAAGUACAGUAGUGGAAACUCAGACUCUUAACAGACACUCUUGUAGACAGAGAGCUGUACUUGCUUACAGGCACCUUCACAAAACCCCUGUUUCAACUCCCACACAAACUCUUCAUUUUGACCUUCCCAUAUAGGUGGACAUUCCUGCUUGUGGCCACAGACACAUUCACUUACAAGGACUUUACUGUUUGAAUUUUAACUGGAAUUUCUAAAGGGGUAGAGUAGUCUCCUUUGCAGCCGUUAUUAGGGUCAUCACGCAACGCUCCUCCCACUAACUUAGUGGGAAGGAGCAUUGCGUGAUGACCCUAAUAAUGGUUGUGAAGGAGACUAUACUGAGAGGGGAUCAGAGGGUGAUCAAACAAUGAUUAAACCCUUCCCAGGGAUAACGAUAAGCGAUGCAUGUGCAUGAAAUAAUCUGCAAUAAUAAAAUGUAGGAACACCUGUAAUAUUCUCACUGAGGAAAACACACACAAAAUCCUAUGUGUAUGAACAGCAACUUCCUAGCAUUCUCAGUGUGGUCCAGGAGAAUUAAUACACAGCAUACCCACAGACCUUGUCCCUCAGUUUAAACAGCAGCCUCCAUGGUAAUUCAGCCAGUUCUAGUAAAGUUUAGGUCUCUGUAACCUAGCUAGUAGUUGUCGUCCCACCCUCCUCCCCUUAGCAAUGGAGAAUUCUCUCCUGGUCUGCCGACUCGCAAAGCUCCAGGCCGAUUCUCCCAUAUCUUAUGCAUUUAGGUUCAUUUUGUUUUGUCUGUAGCUAUUUUGGGUGAGAAUAUAUAUAAUUUACUAUUUUUCUAAUAAUGACGUGUUGUUGCUCAUUACAGAUCAUCUCUGGUUCCUGUGUUUGGAUUUGGACAAAAUGAUAGCUUCAAAAUUCCAUCUUUCGCCAACUAUGAAUGGCUGAAGAGCUAUAAGAGUUCAAACACAUCACUCCUGAAGAAAUGGUCAAAGCUUAUGAUCAAAGGAAUAGUGAUUUCAUUUUCUGGAAAAUACAUUCCAGGUCUGCCAUAUAACAAUCCAAUUACAGUUGUAGGUAAGAUUUUUAAUUUUAACAGUACUUUAGGACAUUUAUUGUGAAUUCGAAACUUGGACAAUGCUUAUGGAGACUUAAAUCAAGCAAAUAUUUCUUUUGGAUAGAGUAAUAUUUCUAGUUACGCCAUUAAUGCCCUCCUACUAUGGUGGCCCAGGUAGCUAGUUUCUCCAGAAGUCCUGAGGACCAGCAAAGGUGAAAAUCAUCUUCUAGUCAACACAGAGGCUCUGGCUUCUCACAGAAGUGUGACACAAUAAAUUCAUCAUAUUUCAUUUUAUUUUGUUUCCCAACACUUUUGUUUGGUAGAACAAACAUAUAUUAUGAUAUAUAUGUCAAAUAAUGUGGGUAAUAAAAUGUGUCAUCCUCUUGGCCAAAAUUUCUUUCCUAUAAAACAUGCCCCGAGAUGCACUUUUCAGGACAUUUCCCAGGGGGCCACAGAGUCCCACAAUGAAGAAGGGGAGGGGGGUAUUCCCCCUCGUAUACUACCCCUACAAAUGGCUGUGUGACAUUAAAGAAGUGCCUACACAUUAAAUGUUUUUGUCCUUCUACUUCAAACUUUCUGGGGAACAGUCUCUUAAUAUCUAACCCUUUGGCUCUUAGCCCUUUAACUAAAUUUAAAUUCUUCUUUGUUGUCCCCAUACCUUUUCAAUAACAAAAUUGGGAAGAAUUUGUAUUCAUUUAUUAGAUUCAACUUCUGUGAUCAUGUCCUCAAUUCUCAUGACUGCUUUGUUUAAGCAUAGAUAUUACGAGCCUUAGGAGAAAUUUUAUGCUGAUCACUCUUUAGGGCUUACAGGGUAAUGUCUCUUUCUUUGUCUUCAGUUGGUUCACCAAUAUAUGUAAAGCAAGUCACCAGUCCAAGUGAUGAACAGAUAGACCAACUUCAUACACAGUACUCAAUGGAAAUAAGAAGAUUGUUUGAAAAUAAUCGAAACAAGUAUGGCAUACCCAGUGAAACUAAACUUAUCAUUCAAUAG
Molecule: messenger RNA, 4561 nt
Organism: Porites evermanni
Lineage: Eukaryota; Metazoa; Cnidaria; Anthozoa; Scleractinia; Poritidae
Source: the annotation of a GenBank genome assembly